Messenger RNA from Folsomia candida, 1307 nucleotides. RefSeq lists its product as uncharacterized. The coding region runs from base 141 to 1154 and encodes 337 amino acids. The transcript has 2 exons. The record is from RefSeq and is a predicted model, not a curated record. NCBI's taxonomy places the organism in Eukaryota, Metazoa, Arthropoda, Collembola, Entomobryomorpha, Isotomidae.
AAAAAAAAAACUGUUUACAUUUCGUUUCAGCCGUUUAAUUUAACUGAUAAUUGAACAAGUUCAACGUGACAUUUCUAUUUGUUGACAUUACAUGUAAUUAGUGCGUAGUAAAGUUAUUCAGUAAAAUUGUUGCUGUAAAAAUGUCCUCCUCCACCACAACUUCGAUAACCCUCCCUAAGCAUAAAUCUAGCAAGAAGCCUGAUAAUAAAUCAAAACAGAAACAUAAACUAUUCGAACGAAAUACAGCCAGCCCAUCCUCGUUAUUACCGAAAGGAGGACCCCCUGAAAAUGAAUUUUUCCAAUUUUACUCAGAACUAUACAAAUCGGCCGUUCUGUUUUCGAAUCCGAAAUUUCAACAAAUGUUACUUUUCCCACAUCCGAGCCAAGCUCAUUCGCUUAUCAAUACCAGUCGGAGCUUGUCAUCCCCCAACUCGAUGAUGAUGAUGAAGAAUAAGCGAGCCAUGAAAAAAGCUCAGCGACGACUCAGUGGGGGGAGUGCCCAACAACGGCAACAAUCUCCCAACAGCAAUAUUACUUAUCGUACAUCGUCAACGUCAACGUCAACCAUGUCCACGUGCGAUGGUGACUACAACUCUGCAGAGAGUGGAGGAUCUUUAACGAAAAAGUCGUUUUCCGACCAUUUCUUGGUACAUCAUCCCCCAACCAUUGCUCCAUUGACAUCCACACCCACACAGACUGGAAAAACUAAGGUCAUUGGAGGACUAAAACUCAAGCGGAGGGUCAGCUUUUCCAAGAAUUCGCCGAGAGCAAGAUCAAGAUCAAAUUCUCAGCAGCAGCAAUACAACAAACAAGGUUCUUCAACUAAUAAUAAUGUCCCAUGGAUAACGAUUCAGGAACAUUGUUGGAGCAGCGAUAUGGACGAAACUGACACGACGGAAGAUAGUGAUGAAGAAGACGCAACUUCGUCUUCUGUUCUUCUGUAUGUUGGUAGUGGGGGGAAGAAGGAAUGUGGAAGUGCAACUUGCGACCGAGAUGGAGACAAUGAAAAUAGCACCACGGAUGAUGGCAAGAAGAACAAGAAGGCGACAACAUCGAUGGAGGAAGUCGACGUGCAACUGCGGAAGUUGUCGACGACAACAAAACAAAAAGCGAAUAGUUGUGAUUGUGACGAGAUGCCAGAGUCGGAAGCUUAAUAAUUUGUACACAAUGUCUGCCUUGUUGGACUGAAAAUUAAAAUGUAAUUUAAUAAUGGAAUUGUCACAUUGAAUCAAUUGUACAAUUUUGCAUAAAAAUAAUGAGAACUUAGUAGUGAAUAAAUGUUUGCAUCAAAUAUUUUAAAGUGUGAA